CCGACCCAGAGACGACCCUUUUACUUUUCUCACACUGUAUUUUCUCUGAAUUCUCAGUUGUGGCUCUCUUUCUAUCUGCAUCUAUAUCUCCAUAUCUCUCUAUUUCGGGAUUCAAUUGGUGAUCUUAAUUUUUUUGCCCCGGAUCCAAUCAGCUGCCCUCAUGAGUGACGAAGGAGACAAAACUUGCCCGCUCUGUGCCGAGGAGAUGGAUUUGACUGAUCAGCAGUUGAAGCCAUGCAAGUGUGGCUAUGAGAUUUGUGUUUGGUGCUGGAAUCACAUAAUGGAUAUGGCUGAGAAAGAUGAGACAGAAGGGCGCUGUCCAGCAUGUCGAACUCCUUACAACAAGGAAAAGAUUGUUGGAACAACUGCAAGUUGUGGAAGGUUGGUUUCAGAUAUGAAUGAGGAGAAAAAGCCUAAGUCAUCUAGGGGGAGGAACAAACCAUCUGAAGGAAGGAAGCAGCUUGCUAGUGUGCGAGUCAUCCAGAGGAAUCUAGUUUAUGUUGUGGGCUUGCCGCUGAAAUUGGCAGACGAGGAUCUUCUUCAGUCCAGAGAGUAUUUUGGCCAAUAUGGAAAGGCAUUGAAGGUGUCUAUCUCCCGGACAGCUUCUGGUGCCAUACAACAAUCUGCAAAUAGUACAUGCAGCGUAUAUAUCACUUAUUCAAAGGAGGAAGAAGCUGUUCGGUGUAUCCAAUCAGUGCAUGGAUUUGUCUUGGAUGGUAAACAUUUGAGGGCAUGCUUCGGGACUACUAAGUACUGUCAUGCAUGGCUGAGAAAUGCGCCAUGUACCAAUCCUGAUUGUUUAUAUUUGCAUGAGAUUGGCUCCCAAGAGGACAGCUUUCCAAAGGAUGAAAUGGUAUCUGCAUACACAAGGAGUAGGGUUCAACAAAUUAGUGGCUCCACAAAUAGUACACAACGGCGUUCUGGGUAUAUGCUACCUCCACCUGCAGAUGAGUACUGCAAUAACACUUCUGCUUCUUCAGCAAAGCCUAUAAAUAAAACUGCUGUAAAAACUAAUAAUACUCUAAUCGGUGCCAGAGUUUCUCCUCCAAAUAGCAGUUCUGGAAGAUCUGCUGCUCUUCCUGCUGGAGCCUCAUGGGGAACUCGCGUUGCCAAUAAUCUUCCUUUACAUACCACUACUCAAUGUUCCAAAAUGGCAUUAAAAGAACAGAAUUUGAGCGAUAGGCAUGUGGCUUGUUCUGCUACAGCUGUCAGCCAAAGUCAGUUGUGUUCAUUGCAGCGAGAAACUACAAAUAUUUCACUUACUGAUAAAGAUAGCGAAGUUUCUCAAGGUAAAAGUGAAAUAGAAGCUUUAGGACCAGUGGUCAAAGAAGUAGAUGCUGAUGGGAAAGCUAUUUCUUCUCAGAGUCCCAAUACAUCUGCACAUCCAGCUUUGUCACCUGUAAAGAAAUUGUCCCAUGGCCCAUGUACUACCAAGCUGCCAGAUAACAGUACUAACGAUGUUAAUUCUUCCAUGGUCUCUGGUGGACUUGUUUCAAGCAGAGACACUACGGGUAGCACCAAUGGGAAAAUUGAGAAAAUACAAUCAUCUCAUUUUACACCUAAUCAUAUCCAAGAAAACCUGAUAUUUGAUGGGGACUCUCAGCUUAUAAGAGCAAAGGUGACUUCUCAGGUGCCUGAAACAACUGCAUAUACAACAGAGGAGUUGUAUCCUAUGGAUGUCAGAUCCGAGUUUAGAUUGGUAACACCAAGUAGAGUAAAUAAAAGUGAUUUGUGUGAUAUCGCAGAUGGUGUUUUGUCUUUUGAGAAUCAAAGGCUCAAGGAUCCUGAGGUUGCUCCUAACAGAAGCAACUUCUCUCAUGCCUCUCAUCUUUCAAGCCAUUAUAAUGUUGAUUCUACUCAGCAUAGUAAAGCUGAUGCUUUAGCAUGUAGUCAGGCUGUUGAUAGAAGUUGCAAUUAUCCCGUUCGACAUUCUGAGUCUAUUCUCAAGACUCCUGAGGUUAAUAAUGCUGAGCAUUUAAAUUUGUUUCCUUCUAAGGAGAAAGGAUCAAUUAUAGGGAGAUAUGAUGAUGAACUAUGCACACAUUCUUCUGAUAUGGGGGAGAGCAGUAUAACAUCUAAUAUUUUGUCUCUUGAUUUUGAUCCAUGGGAUGAGUCACUUACUUCACCUCAGAACCUUGCUAAGUUGUUGGGUGAAAAUGAUAAACAAGGUUCUUUUGGAGUUCCAGGUUCAUGGAAAAAUCACACUAGCAAUCAAUCAAGGUUUUCAUUUGCAAGGGAGGAGCCUAGGAGCCACUCAUCUGGUUUUGGUCAAUCUGUUGAUUACUUUACUAGAAGUUCUAACCAGCUCUCCUUAGGCCAUGAAUUCUCCAACAGCAAUAACUUGCAGCAUGAGAAGUUAGAUAGUCGCUAUGGUUUCCCUGGUUUCAAUGGUCUAGAGUCCCAUAAUUUUGCUGCCAAUCAUUCACAUACAUCUCCUAACAUGAACUCUGCUUCGAGACCUAAUGUUUCAGCCCCGCCAGGGUUUUCAGUGCCUAGUAGGACAUCGCCCCCAGGCUUUACUUCUCAUGAUAGGACAGAUCAAAAUGUUAAUGGCUUUGGAAAUCAUUUGGCUGAUUCUUCCUCUUUGUUGAGAAAUAAUUAUCAGACACCCUCUGUUGGAAAUACCAUUAGUAAUGGAGAUAUUGAAUUUAUAGAUCCUGCCAUACUGGCAGUUGGCAAAGGUUUACUUCCAGGUAGCAUCAAUAACUCAGGCCUGGAUGACGUAGGGAUACGUUAUUCUUCCCAGCUGAGUGCAUAUGAAGAAGCAAAAUUCCAAUCCCUUUUGCAAAGAUCUCUUCCUCUACAUCAGAACCAAAGAUUUACCAGCCUGGGGGAAAGUUUUUCUUCUCUUGGUGAUGUUUAUUUUACUCCCUCAAGGGUAAUGGAGCACACACUAGCCAAUACUAUGUCUCCGUUAUCCCAGUUUAGUCUCCCUCAAUCAAGGAAUGGAAUAACUUCUAAUGGUCAAUGGGAUGGCUGGAACAAGUUUCAUACUGGAAACAAUUCGGGCAUGGCAGAACUUAUUUGGAACGAUAGGUUGGGACAUAAUAAAUUCUAUGGUGGUUAUGAAGAUUUUAAUAUCCGGAUGCCGAGUUCAGGCAGUCUAUAUAAUUGGACUUGAGGAUUUGAUAUUUGGGUAUGGUGUUGUCAAAAAUCCCGAGAUAGGAUUAUUUCUUGCGUCUUUGACAAACCUGCCUAAAUUGAUCGUACCAGUUGGCAUUUAAGACCAAACAACUUUGUAUUCACUUUAGGGAGUGCGCCAAGAUUUGGAAAUAUUCCCAAGUAAGCCAAUGGGAGUGAGUUGUGCUUAGUUUGUCAAGCUACUUUCUGGUUGGUAAAAGGAUCAGCUGUUCACAAACGUGGAUCUGGAAACCAACAGCUGAAGGGAGUCUGAGCAAUAAGGCUUGGGAGUUUUGAUGGCUACACGACGGUGUACAUGACAUCCUUAGGUUUGUUGUCAAUGUUGCUCGGCUGCUGAUCCAAUCAAAGAAAAUAUUGGAUGGAAUGAUAUCAGAUAAGCGGAGCCUUUACUACUAUCGUCUGCUCGUGUUGAUAAUUGAAUGCGCAGAGGGAAGUUUUAUGGCUGUAAUUGCUUAAACAUUCAUUCUUUGCAGAAACAAGAGUUUCAAAAUCUUGGUUGUGAACUCUUUUUAUUCAUUUUCGUGAAACAAAUUUGUGAGGGCUUGAAAAGUCACUAAAUAUUUAAGAUUGUCUCGAGUGCAUGAUACUAUUUAUUUCCUUUGGUGCAAUUUAUGUACUAUAUAAUUGUUGUGCA
Molecule: messenger RNA, 3775 nt
Organism: Salvia splendens (bonfire salvia)
Lineage: Eukaryota; Viridiplantae; Streptophyta; Magnoliopsida; Lamiales; Lamiaceae
Exons: 14
Coding region: 161-3121 (986 amino acids)
Biological process (GO): protein ubiquitination
Cellular component (GO): CCR4-NOT complex
Molecular function (GO): ubiquitin-protein transferase activity; RNA binding
Source: RefSeq, a predicted model, not a curated record